Messenger RNA from Linepithema humile (Argentine ant), 1315 nucleotides. It is a transcript of the gene mTerf3, whose product is annotated as mitochondrial transcription termination factor 3. Gene Ontology annotation, molecular function: double-stranded DNA binding. Gene Ontology annotation, cellular component: mitochondrion. Gene Ontology annotation, biological process: mitochondrial ribosome assembly; regulation of DNA-templated transcription; mitochondrial transcription. Lineage: Eukaryota; Metazoa; Arthropoda; Insecta; Hymenoptera; Formicidae. The record is from RefSeq and is a predicted model, not a curated record.
AAUUUAGACAAGGUUAUGUUUACGAAUCUUGUUAUGCCAAGAAUAUUUUUAAGUAAGAAAUUCAGCAAUUAAAUUUUAUAAUGACGUGAUAAUAUUAUAAUAUUGAAUAUGCCAUUUCAACGAUAUUACUCGCUCAUAUCAGCGGCACGACCGGCUACAGUAAAUUUAAUCUCACGAUUUAUUUCGAGAAAUAAUGGGCUCAAACAGUACACACAGGUAGAGAAUGAUAAAAGUCAAGCUGAUAUCAAACUGAAUAAUUUAGCGGAAUGUCAACAUGAUGUAAAAGAUAGAUUAAACACGACUCCGUCUUCGUGCAAUCAGCAAUUUAUUAAUUUAUCUGAUGAGGACUUUCUUGACGAUCAUGAUGUAACAUUAUCAAAACCUUUGGACACAUGCACUGAAGAUUUAUCAGAUAUUGGUCCAUAUUUUACUCCGACUUUUUCCUUCGCGAAAUAUGCAAACAAGUCUCGCACGAUCCAAGAGUUGGUAAAGCUUGGAGUCGGUCUGUAUAAAUUUGAAUCACACGAGGGAAUGGUACAGUAUAUUCUUGGUCUCGAUUUUGAGAAGGAUGUGAAACCAUACAUAAGAUUUCUGCAUGAUUGUGGUGUACCUGCUGAUUAUUUAGGCGAAUUCCUCACAAAGAAUCCCAAGAUCUUCAAAGAAGACAUGAAUGAUCUACACACAAGAAUAAGAUAUUUGAGAGCACACGAAUUUAGCAUGGAUAUGAUAAAAACUAUAAUCUGUAAAAAUCCCAAGUGGCUGUUGUAUAAAACAAACGAUAUAGAUGGUAGACUUGGCUAUUUUCAACACAAUUUCAAACUCAAUGGUAGUGAAGUGAGGAUCUUGACAGUUAAAGGACCCAAGGUAGUAACAUAUAAAAUGGUACAUUUAAUGGAAAACACAUUCACCAUCAAAGAAGAGAUGGGUUUUGAUGUAAAGCAAAUGAAAAAACUGCUCCUUAAAAUACCAAGAAUAUGGACAAAAAAUCGUGAAAGAUUGUUAAAUACAUUCGAGUAUGCUCACGACAAAAUGCAAUUGCAGCGUGAUUUUAUUGUGCAAAUGCCACAAAUUUUACUUUGUAGAAAAACUAGACUCCAACAGAGGCAUUUGUUCUUGGUAGAAAUGAAGCGAGCACAAUAUGAUCCUUCUAAACCAAUGUAUGUUUCACCACGAGCUUUAAUUAGUGGUACAGACGUGGACUUUUGUAGAGACAUUGCAAAGACGACUGUUGAAGUUUAUAACGCAUUUCUAAAAACAUGUUCAUAAUAUGUAUAUAAUAAUAAUUAUAAAUAAAUUCUGACAAAUGUUUUACAAA